AUGUUUCUUUACCAGCUGCUCAACUUCUUCUUUGCUGCUUCCAAUAAGGAGGAGAAGGAGGACUCUAAAUAUGACCUGUCUCUUUACAAGCGCGGUGACCUGCUAGAAGUCCCCAGGACAUUAUUCACGCACUUUGGCAUCUACCUGGGGGACAACCGUGUGGCUCACCUCAUUCCGGACAUCCUGCCUGUGAUUUCCAAGAACAAAUCUGCAAUCGCCAAGAUGGUGACGAACAACCGCCUGCUGCUGGGGGUCAUCACCAAGGUCGCCAGCGUUAGAGUGGACAACGUGGCAGAUUUUGCAUAUGGGUCUGAGAUUCUGGUCAACCACAUGGACAAGGUGUGCAGCCAGCCGGCCCUGGACGGGGACGAGGUGGCCAGGAGGGCGGAGAAGCUCCUCGGCUCCGUCACCUACAGCUUACUGUGGUACAACUGUGAACACUACGUCAUGUACUGCAGAUAUGGGAUGGCCAUCAGCUACCAGACGUACCAGUUCUGCACAACAGUACGGAAGAUCGUUUGCAGCCGGAUGAGCUCCUAUCUGACGGCUCUGUGUGGUGUGAGCAUCCUGCUGUAUCUGGGCUGUGUGACGCCGCUGACUGUUCUGCCCACUCUGCUCAUCUCAUUCACCAUCUGGAUGGCAGCCUGACGGCCUCCGGAGAGACGCAUCAUGAGAAAAAGACUGAUUUAACACACUAGUGGAAGCUGAAACGAGGUCCCAAGGUGUAGCCGGAGGACUGAAGGCAUUGGGAAACAAAUGUGUUAAAAAGUGUCAUUAAUUUUGACUUUUUCUUGAUUUGUUUUUAUACGUUAACUGAGGUUUUAUCUUUCUUUGCCCUCCGUGAUUAUCGUUUUCACACUCCUUCUCUGUUAGAUGUCUAGUUUUUGCAAGUGAUUCAUCAUUAAUGUUCACCAGGCUCUGAUAUUCAACAUUAAUCUCUUUAACUGUAGCAGCUCAUAGAUUAUGAAUGACUCAGAACAGAGGCAGAGAUAAAGCUGAAGAGAUAUCUGGAAAGAAGAGACUGACCUAUGAAAAAAAGGUUGUUUCCGUGGAAGGAUGCUGCAGGAAAAUUGUACUUAAUGUAUUUUUUUUUUCCUUCAGAUUGUUAAUUAAUUACACACAUUGUGCUUCAGUUAAAAGGCUGGCUUGGACAAAGUGCAAUAAGUUUCUCCUCACUGGAACGCUGUAUGAUUCUGAUUCCUCACAAUGUGCUCGU
Molecule: messenger RNA, 1216 nt
Organism: Acanthopagrus latus (yellowfin seabream)
Lineage: Eukaryota; Metazoa; Chordata; Actinopteri; Spariformes; Sparidae
Product: lecithin retinol acyltransferase-like
Exons: 2
Coding region: 1-648 (215 amino acids)
Biological process (GO): retinol metabolic process
Molecular function (GO): phosphatidylcholine-retinol O-acyltransferase activity
Source: RefSeq, a predicted model, not a curated record